Penicillium crustosum is the source of this 3039-nucleotide messenger RNA. RefSeq lists its product as uncharacterized. The coding region runs from base 1 to 3039 and encodes 1012 amino acids. NCBI's taxonomy places the organism in Eukaryota, Fungi, Ascomycota, Eurotiomycetes, Eurotiales, Aspergillaceae. The record is from RefSeq and is a predicted model, not a curated record. The transcript has a single exon.
AUGACUUCUAAUAAUGAAAUCUUUCCACACGAGUAUCCUGCAUUCGACACUUUAGAUCCAUGGUCUGCGCAGACAGCCACUGAUCAACCCCCGAGUUGGUCAGUAGACUCAGCAUUGGAUCUGGUAGAUUCGACACCAGGUGUAAUUCCAGAUGAUCUCACUGGUAUUAGUACGUACCAUAUAUCGCACGAUUCCUUCGAACCGCAUUUCGGCUCUGGUUGGAUUGUCGAUGAUUUACCUGAGAUACAGCAACUCGCAGACGCAGCUUCAAACCAGGUCUCUUCCUUGAACCAUGCUCAACUAUUGAAGGUCAAGUCCCAGCUUGAAGAUGUUCUGCAAAAGGUGGAUAUACGACUCCAGGAGCCAUUCCCUCCGAUCCAUGAAUUACCACCCACGCCCAUGGCAUCGAGUCGCUCUACAUCUGAUGCCUUAGGAGGAUUUUGCUGUCCUAUAUGUGGGAGAAAUGUGAAGCUCAAGAGAUACCUUGCCUUCGAACGACAUCUUAGAUUAGAGCAUGGUGUUCAAAGGUGGGAAUCUCGUUGCCCUGAGCCCAAUUGCACUGUGACUACACCAGGUCGAGCUCAAAUGAAAAAUCAUCUGCGCAAUGUACAUCAGCAAAGUCCCACCCCGGAUCAGUUCGUGGAUUACAGAGUCGAAUCUGCAUGCCCACCCUUUUGCAAUAUAUGCUCCCAGACAAUUCACAAAUGGGUCGAUCUUUGGGAUCAUGCGAAAAAGCACUACCAUUCUUCAGAUGAAGAUGAAAGCGUAUCCACAACUCACUCCGCAGUGCAAUAUGGACAGAAGCGCAAACGCGAAGAUGAAAAUAAACAUACUUUACCCGAAGAGAAACAUUCCAGGAUGGACACAGCAAAUGCUAUAUUGCUACAUGGUGUCAAUACGGCGCUGGAUCAAUCUUUCGAUCUCAGUGAGACAAAACCACAGGACUCCAUGGUGCACCAACAAAAACAAUUGUCGCUUUCCUUGGGCUCUGGCUCCUCAAAUUAUCACUCAAUUGCAACAAAUAUCACCACUCCCGAGUCCGAGGAAGACUCAAUAGAUGCAGGUCUACCUGAGACAAAGCAUAUGGACCACAUCUUGGACGCGGCUCGUUACUUGAGUGAACUGGACGAGCUAGAAGUUCGAAUCGCACAGAUGAUCGAUAGGAAAAAUGGCCCACACAUCAAACUUGAAUCGCUGGGCGACUGUAUUGAGUGUCUUGAGAAUUGGCAAGCCGCGCUUAGAUGUCUACAGUCUGAAGGAUUUUGUGGAACAUCCAUCAGCAUUCUGAUAGAAGACCAAGACCGGGAUGGCGUUGCCAGUGCCGUCCAUAUAACACUGAGUGAUAUUGGCGCUUUGGUCCAGACAAUUCUGCUCUCGGCCGACGAGGACGCAUCGAAUGGCCUGAUAGAGAACUGGAUGCAAACUUUGCUCAAUGUUGAAAAGAAGGACCUCUCCGAUUUUGAUUCGCUGCAAAUGCUUAGAUUCCUGUGUACAAUUCUAUCAAUUGGAAUUGUUUCAUUCUCUGGGUCACAUGUGUGUCGAUUUGAUAUUAAUUUAUGGGAUCAAGAGAUGGAAGAGAUCCCCAUCGGCUUUGAAGGAUAUGUCUUUAAGCCACGAAAGCUGGCUUGCCUGGACGACUUUAUCGGUGGUCCUGCAUGGAUCCUAGGGAAAGCCCCUGUUUCAUCUGAGGCAUUGAAAAUAUCUCUUACUGUCCAGGAUCUUCAAGAACUAUGGGGACCAGUCUCGCUGGCUCGAGGUACUGCAAAUGCCGCUCCAGUCAUUCAGACCGAACGAGGGUUCAUCAUCCCACUCUUACGAGAGGCACAAUCUUCCUUAUGCUCAGGCUCAUUUUGUGACGAGACUGAAUGCCACUGGAUGGAAGAAAUCCCAGAAUAUCUCCUUGGUGAGAGACCAAAUAGGGCAAUUCUCGUUUCCAGCACAUCGAGGAUAUUAAUCGGCACAAGCACAAGCAGAAGCACUGACGCUGGGGCUGGACUGGUUGUCAAUGAAAAGUGCAAGUCGUCAAUCUCACUUAUUGGGCAACAGAUCGCCUCUCGACUCCAGUAUCCCGGCACAAGCAAAUCAAGAUACGUGAGCGAUGGGUACGAUGUUCAGCUCGUCGGCGGACAAUACGUCACAGCCGGACUCAUGAAGAAGUAUAAGCGGAUACCAAAGCGCACACUCAAAGCAAUGCUCAUCGCGGACUCCACAAAGCCUGACACAAGGCUCGUGCCACUUCUCAAUCUCCGUGUUGGAUUGGAAGUAAGUGCAUGCACCGGAAACGCCCAGCGAGUAACGCUCUGGGAUGCUCUCCGCUUCUCUCAAACAACAACCAACUCCACAGAUCACACAAUGUAUUGCGCCCAUAUUGUCGGGGACAAGAAUUGUAUCAGUUCAUGCUGGAGUCGUUGGCAGUCACUGGACGAGAUAGAUUCCCUUGACCAUAUGCCCGGGCAAAAUAAGCCUCUCACUGGGCUCGAAGCCCGUCGCGUGAUCAUAAACUCGAUUCUCGCACUUGAGCACUCGGGUGUUGACAGCGAAGGAAACCUCCAAGUAUCCUGGCCCUUUAAUAAUAGCCCUCUCAAUUUUCCUGUAUUGCCAUCCACACCGAAAGAGUCGCAUAACUGGUUUCGGGUCGUCAAGGAUACGCGGGACACGUCAAGCUUUGCGGUUUUCAGUCAAAGGUGCCUGGAGUUCCCCGAGAAGGGAAUCAUGCGGUCGUGCUCUGCACCAUGCAAGGAAGGGCAUCCUAAGCCACUACAAACUACUCUCUUGACGCGUAUUCUGACAACUGCAGAACAAGGGUCCAUGUCUGGACUGCUGGUGGGGGUCAAAUUCCUAGUAGGAGAGGCUCAUUUGACGGUCACGAAGGCAGUGCAGGACCAGUUGGCUAUUAUUGCUGCUGUUAGCAUGAAUCCUUUGAGCCCUCUGCGCUAUCGACUCCGCGAGAUCUUGCCAGAUGCCCGAGCCUUUGAUUUCAAAGAGCACAUCUGGCCUGAUAUCACAGGAGGCGUCUCGGUUCCGGUGUUCGUUUGCUGA